This is a messenger RNA of Lotus japonicus, 1831 nucleotides long. Its product is annotated as AAA-ATPase At2g46620-like. Gene Ontology annotation, molecular function: ATP binding; ATP hydrolysis activity. The record is from RefSeq and is a predicted model, not a curated record. The coding region runs from base 241 to 1686 and encodes 481 amino acids. Lineage: Eukaryota; Viridiplantae; Streptophyta; Magnoliopsida; Fabales; Fabaceae. The transcript has a single exon.
AACACAUGUUCAUAUUUAACCAUAUUAUUAAAUUUGCCGGCAGUGACCAGAUGCUUCAUUAUCCUAUGACCUCUUCAAAGUCGCUACUCAUACAAAGUUAAGUUGCCUCCUUGUACCGCUGCCAUCAUCCACAAAAUCCCUCCCAUAAUUCCCCCAAAUCCAACCAUCACAAAUUCACAAACCAACCAACCAACCAACCCCAUUUCCAUCAUCAUCAUCUCUCUAAUUCAUUCUAACAUCAUGUUUUUCUCCAUGAUCUCUUCCAUUCUCUUCAUCCUCUUCUCCUCUUUUCUAAUCCUCCGUUUCUUCCGUAAAACCUCUGCUCUUCAAAUCCUUAAACAAUGGUGGUUCGCCUUCGAAACCCGCCUCCACGUCCACCAAUCCUUCAAAAUCCCCCUCCACAACCAAAAUUCCCAGGAAAAUCAACUCCACCGGAAAAUCCUCACAUACCUCGACUCUCUCCCUUCCGUUCAGGACGCCGAUUUCACCAACCUCUUCUCCGGUCCAAACCCCUCUGACAUCUUCCUCCACCUCGACGCCAACCAAACCGUCCACGACACCUUCCUCGGCGCCAAGCUCUCCUGGACUAACCACGCCGGAGAUUCCCUAGUGCUCAGAAUCAAGAAGAAGGACAAGCGCAGAAUUUUCCGGCAGUAUUUUCAGCAUAUUCUAUCUGUGGUGGAGGAAAUUGAGCAGAGGAAGAAUAAAGAGACAAGGCUGUUUUUAAACUCCGGCGCCGGCGAGAUCUCACGGUGGCGGUCGGUUCCUUUCACGCAUCCGGCGAGCUUCGAGACGGUUGCGAUGGACGCGGAGCUGAAGAACAAGGUGAAAUCCGAUCUGGAACAGUUUGUGAAGUCGAAGCAAUACUACCACCGGUUAGGGCGCGUUUGGAAGCGGAGCUACCUUCUCUACGGCGCGUCCGGUACGGGGAAGUCCAGCUUCGUCGCCGCCAUGGCGAAGUUUCUGAACUACGAUGUGUAUGAUAUCGACGCAUCGAAGGUGAUCGACGGCGCUGAUUGGAAGAUGCUGCUGAUGCAAACGACGCCGAAGUCGAUGAUCGUGGUGGAGGAUCUCGACCGCCUGAUCGCGGCGGGGAAAUCAGCAACGGCGGCGACGACGGUGAGUAUAUCCAGCGUGUUGAAUUUCAUGGACGGGAUUGUUUCAUGCUGCGGCGAGGAGCGUUUGAUGGUGUUCACGAUGAAUGGGACUAAAGAUGAGGUGGAUCAAACGGUUCUCCGGCCAGGGAGGGUUGAUGUUCACAUACACUUUCCCUUAUGUGAUUUCUCCACUUUCAAGAUCUUGGCAGGUAGUUAUUUGGGGCUGAAGGAACACAAGCUGUUCCCUCAGGUGGAGGAGGUUUUGCAAACCGGGGCCCGGCUCAGUCCGGCGGAGGUCGGUGAGAUUAUGAUAUCUAACCGAAAUUCGCCGAGUCGGGCCCUGAAAACCGUUAUAACGGCUUUACAAGUGCAAAACAACGGUAUAGCGGGUCAACGGUUGAGCCAUAGCGGGUCGGGUCGGGGCUCCGAUGACGAGUCGAUUCCGGUUAUAUGUAGGGAAAGUGUUCACACGGUGAGGGAGUUUCGGAAACUGUAUGGGCUUCUCCGUUUAGGAAGUAGGAGGAAGGAUAAGGAGGAUUCCUCCGUCCAUUCAGCCUCAGGUCCCAUAGAAAGAAGCACCACGGGUUGAAGGUCGGUCGGGUCGGAUAAAAAUGGAUCCGAGUCAUUUUUUACUUUUAUUUUAAUUUUUUCUUGAAAAUAGAUGUAAAGUUGUUUGCCAGUUGCAACAACAACUAACACUUAUAUUAUAUGGCAGAUUAUUUAUUUGUAUUUUA